AUGAAUUUCUUGACAGUCGUCACUACGCUGGCUCUUUGUCUCAUCACAUUCACUACCGCACUCAGCACUCCGCCUGCGGUCGAAGAUGCAACUCUUCCUUCAGAUUCCUCCUCUUGGUCAGAUCUAGUCAAGCGGCGUGGAGGCGGGGGAGGGCACGGUGGGGGAGGAAGUGGCGGUCGGGUUGCCAGUGGACGCACAGGCAAUUGUGGGAGUAGCUCUAGAACAAGCUCUUCAAGCAACGUUGGGGGCUCAUCCCGCAGUGGCUCUGGAACCCGUCCUGCGUAUGGGGGUGGUGGCUACUAUGCCGGCGGUGCCAGCGCUCCUUAUACUUCGGGGGCAAAGUCGCGUUCGGGAGUGACACCUUACCUCUUGCCGGCAGCUACAGUACCCCUCUAUUUCCCAGGUCGCUGGGCAUACGGGGCGUACGUCUACCCCUACAGUUAUCACUAUCACUAUGUCGAUGACACCACUCACAAAAACGAGUCGAUGCCCGUUAACUGUAUUUGCCAACAAUACUUGGAAUGUGGGUGUGAUGAGAAUAGUAACAGCACCUUCUAUGGGUCUCUGUUCAAUGGAACUCAGCCCAAGAAUACGAGCGUGGUCGUAGUGAUUGAUGUGAACAGCACGACAUCAAUCUAUAUAAACGGGACCCUGGCAAAUGGGACAACUGCCGCUGAUUCGGCUGUAGCUCACCUUGGAUGCCGAUUGGGACGCGAAAAAAUCGCGCUUCUGGCUUCGUCCGAUCUUACCAUGGUCCUCACCCUCUUCUCGCUAAGCAGACUAGGCUAUAGCGUCAUGAUGCUAUCCCCACGUCUUUCGGCAGUGGCCUGUGUGGCGUUACUGGAUGAGGUCUCCUGCAACAAAGUUCUGUACGGCCAAAAUCCUGCCAUGCGGGCUACAAUCGGCGAAAUUGCAAGCUUGAGGCUAAUUACGGCCUGGCCAAUCACAUCGUUGCCCAAUGCCACCAGCGCAGGCCACACCGAGAAUCCUGUGGCACAUGAGCUUGACUGCGGAUUGCCUCACGUCGAAGAAGAUGACACAGCACUGAUUCUCCAUUCAUCCGGCUCAACUGGUGUCCUAAACCCACGUUACGUGGCCCACAAGGUGUUGAUAUCUCAGAUGCAAGGGAGCCGUGGUCUGAGCGUUUUCAGCCCCCUCCCGUGGUACCAUGGGCUUGGGUUGGCAACUGCGUUACAGGCGAUGUAUGCGCAGAAAACCGCAUUUUCUAUGGGAUGCAGAAAUCCCGAUGACGGCAAGGUCAUUGAUGAACCAGAAGGCAUAACGAUGCUGAAAGCAUGUAAAAUGGUGACAUACAGUGGCGGCGCUUGUCCGGAUCAUCUACGGGACCAGCUGGUAGCGAAGGGAGUUAGGUUCGGGGGAGUUCUCGGGUCGGCAGGAUUGGUGGCCGAGUCCAUCUCGCGCCCGACGGACGACCACGAUUGGAGCUAUCUGCAAUUCUUCGACCAUAUUCAGCGGUUUGUCCGAAUGAAGUGGGUGAGCGAGUGCGUCUACCUGCCCGGUCAUCCGAGCCUCAGCGCCUCGAACGCAGACGAUGGCUCCUACUAUUCACGUGACCUUUUCGUCCAGCACCCGAUACACCCGAAGCGGUGGAAGUAUGUCGCCCGCCGCGACGAUUGUGUCACGCUUAUCAACGGUGAAAAGGUGCUACCGCUUCGCAUCGAAGGUACCAUACGCCAACAUCCCCUCGUCGACGAGGCCGUCGUGGUAGGCGUGCAGAAAGCCGAACCGGAGCUGUUGAUCUUCCGUGCAGCCGCCGCCCAAGAUACCCCAGCCGAGCAAGUUCUCGACCACAUCUGGCCCACGGUGGAAGAGGCCAACGCCUGGGCGGAACAGUUUUCGCGCAUCUCGCGGGCGAUAGUCAUCGUGCUGCCGGCAGGGGCGGCCUGCCCGCGGACCGACAAAGGAUCGAUUAUCCGGGCGCAGGUAUACAACGACUACAAAGACGACAUCAGCAAAGAUGUACAGCCGUUGCCACGACGGAACGAACUCCGCCUUCCGGUCAGCACAGUCCACGAGGACUUGUACUCCCACGGCGUGGACAGUCUUCAGGCGAUCCAACUGCGACGACAGAUCUGCAGAGACUUCAAGUUCGCCGACGCCGCAACCGUCCCAAAGAACCUGGUGUACGAUGCGGGGAACAUCUCUCGGCUGGCGGAGCUGAUCUACGCCAUCCAGCACGGCCAGGACACGCAGCACGAGGAUGAAUGGGCCUUGGCGCGCGACUGGGUCCAGCAAUACUCCUCCUUCUCUGGCACCCCAGGCUCGGGUGCUCGAUCGAACGAGAAAGCAGCAAUCUUGACCGGCGCCACCGGAUCGAUCGGCGCGCAUCUGCUCCAGACCUUGCUGGCGGAUGAGACUAUCACCACCGUGUACUGUCUGACCAGACAGUCGAACCCGCACGACACGCUCUUCCCCAACCUCCGCCGGAAACAGAUUAUCAUCCCGCCCGCCUGGGCCGAACGGAUUGUCGCGCUGCAGAGUGAUCUCGCACAAAGCGACCUCGGCGUGGGCGACAAACUCUUGCACCAGAUGAAGCGAUCGGUGUCCCUCAUCAUCCAUGUCGCCUGGCCGGUGAACUUUACGCUGCCACUCCCGAGCUUCGAGCCGCACGUCAAAGGCCUUCACAACUUGAUCAGUUUCUCCUUGUCCGUCAAUGCGCCAGCCCCCGCGGUGCUCCUCUUCUGCUCCUCCGUCUCUACCGCGCUCGCCUCGCCUGCGCCCGAGAUCGAAGAGAUCCCGAUGGAGCCGAAUUGCGCGCUGGACAUGGGGUACAGCCGCUCCAAAUUUGUCGGAGAACAGCUAGUCAGCCGCGCCCGGGAAGCAGGAGCCCAUGCUUAUUCCGUGCGGGUCGGCCAGGUCUCGGGUCAUUCGGAAAGAGGCCUGUGGAAUGACUCGGAAGCCAUACCCUUGAUGAUCCGAUCCGCCCCAACUGGGGCCAUUACCGGAUCUGGACAUCUCGUGCUCCUAGCUGCCGGUGGAUCACCUCGUCGCCUUUCUGCGGGAGAUCGCUGA
Messenger RNA from Aspergillus welwitschiae, 3033 nucleotides. RefSeq lists its product as uncharacterized. The transcript has 7 exons. Bases 1 to 3033 code for a protein of 1010 amino acids. The record is from RefSeq and is a predicted model, not a curated record. NCBI's taxonomy places the organism in Eukaryota, Fungi, Ascomycota, Eurotiomycetes, Eurotiales, Aspergillaceae.